AUGAAGAACCAAAUCUUUCACCCGUCUUUCUUCAGCAGCAAGUUGAUGAAAAUUCCAUUUCGGAAAUGCCUUGUAAACAUGCAACGAACGAGGCGCACGUCGUGAAAGUAACAAAACAAGGCGAUACUGGGAUCGCCAGUCAAGCCACAGCUAACGAGUUACUGAGUAAAGAACCUCAAGUUGAAAGUGGUCAAGAUAACAUAAAUCAAACACUCAACUGCUCUAGCGACAAACCAUCUGAGGUAGCUGUUACAGGUGUGCGUAGAAGUUCACGUCAACGUUUUCCAGCAAGGAGACUGUCAACUGGUCGCGAAAAGACAGAACCCAACAACCAGCAAAAACAGAGUAUAACUGCACGCAUGCAUCCAGGGAGUAUCUCAGUAAAGAACGCUUCUUACCAUGGGGCAAGCAACAGCACUAAUUCACGCUCGCUUCGCCCAUCCACUGACAAACACGAAAAGGCUGUACGAAAAACUCAUGAGAGUCAAACCUCUUCAGUUCAAAUUAUUUCAGAGAGGAUGCAGGCAUUUAGAGACGUGGAUAGGCAAGGUUCAAGCAAUGCUAACGCACAGGAUUUGCCAGACUUGGCACCGAAGAGAAAGGAUAUUGAAGACACCAGAACUCGAUUAGUGAUACGAGACUCAAAUGAUGUGUUCAGACGACGAUUUCGAAAGGUAAAGAGUUAAAGAACGCUUAGAUAUAUGUCAGGCAGGUAGCUCAAGAAACCUUUGGAUAGCAUAAUGAUUAACAAUGUAGGUGAGUGUACUCCCCGUUCUAGACCGUUAUUGGGUCCUCCGAGUGUUGGCCAAGCCUGGAGUACUCUCAGUAUUUUUCUAAUCUUAAUACGAGCCUCUACUGUUUAUCAGUGGCGGAUCCAGGGGACGGGUCCGGGGGGUCCGGACCCCCAUCAGACCUGACGCUUGUUUGAGGCUAAAAUUCUUACAUCGACAGGAUCGUAUAUCACUUUUUAACUGGCUGAUUUUUUAAUGAAACGCGCGUUGCAUUUUGCCACUAAAAUAAAUUGCAGGGAUAUUCAAGUGGUAAUUGUUUUAGGGUACCCUCCUAUGAUAUGUUCGCCUCUGCUUCCAAAGUAGUAUUAGGGAACUUAAGAUAGAGACGUUUUCGGGGCGACGGCGACCGGACUGGCAGAGCAAUCCUGGAACAGAGGUAGCCGUCGCUUCCCUCCAAAAUUCGAACAUUAAGAUCGCAGUGAACUCAGGAGGACGGCGCCUUGGAGGACUACCGAAGGGGAAAAUAUGGCUUCACAUAAAGAAGUAAGAGAAUUAAUGCUUAAUUGCUUGCAUGCAACAACAACAACUUUAUUUCAGUAUUCCCACGUUAGUACGUGGUAUUACCAACUAUUCUAAACAAUUUUCAAUACAUACGUUUCAUUUAUACGAUACUCUAACGAAAAAAGUGAGCUAAAAACACACAAUUAAAAUAUCGGAGUUCAUAUUUUUUGUCCGGAUACUUUCAUUUGGCUCGUAGGACGAUUUUGUCCAUGUAAAGCUCAGUUACGGUUUGCUGUUUGCCAUAUUGGAUCAGGUUGCAUCUUGACUCUGUGAAAUCCGAAACAUAGAAACAUUAUAAAGAUGUAAUAACAGAGCUUGGAAAUCGAGCUUGAAAUGUGACUCAUAGAAAACAAGGACAAUUUAAGGACGGUAAUCUGCAAAAUUCUGGUUGCUAAAUGCAACAAACCUGAUUGAAAUGAGAGUUAAAUACUCACGUUCUCGCCACAACGCCAAACAGACCAGUUUCACGUCGCCGACGGGAGCACGACGGUAAUGUGGUGAGCAAGAGCAUGCGCAAUUUUGCACAAAUCAUGACGUCACGUCCGGUUGAAGUUGCCGUCGCCCCGAAAACGUCUCCAUCUUAAGUUCCCUAUUUCCCGCGCCAACGGCGACCGGCGACCGGCGUUCACAGAUUGAGAAACACGUGGUCGUCUCUGCUUUCUCAGCUUGUCGACAAUGGUUGCGACAAUUCGGCCGAUAGCCUCUUUCUAUCAACCAGUCAAAUCCAGUGAAAUUUAAACUGAUGAAACAGUUAACGGGGAAGAAGCUGAAGCCAUGGAAUGUGAAAGCGGUAAUUUGGGUGGAGUGGGGAAGGGGGGGGAAGUGUUGGCGAGAAGUAAUUUCCCAGAGAAAGAAAAUCAACGGUCCUUUCUGAACCAAAGUCUGGACUCCCCCCCACCCCCCUCCCCUUCAAUGCAUGUCCUCCAACGAUUGUAAGAACUAUGCAUCGUGAGUCAUCGUUUCGUCUCAUGCUGAGCAGCCUGGCGUUUUCACGGGACAGGUAUUUCCGUCUCUAGUUUCCGCACAAUUUUGACUUUCUGGCCUAAUUUCCGCAAUUAAUCCGGACGACCUUCGUAGGUUUCAAAUAAAUGAUCGGUAGCUUAACAUACUCCCAACAUUUCAUUGGUGAUUCGGAAAAUAAUUUUCGGUGUUUCUUGUAUUUUAGGCAUUGAAGGACUUGGUGGCAAAGCGGAUGUUAAAGUUUCAACAGACAUCUAUGUACAACGAAACUGUGUCAGCUUUAAAAAAAAAGGUGGUAAAUCUCGAAAGAAGAAAUAGAGAUUUGGAGGAAAAGGCUGAAAGACUGCAGGGGUUUAUAACGAAUCUUCAAAACGAGGUAGAUCUAUUAUAAGUUAUGAAUUACGGUUGAUAAAAUAACCUUGUGAACUCCUUGUGCAGAACUGAUGUUGAACGAAAGUAAAUUUGUAAAAUAUAUUUUAAACUGCUGGUUUCGAUCGGAAGAUCUCAACUGAAGGGAACAUAUUCGCGAAUGAGCUGCGUGUAGUAAGCGUAUUCUUUAGUUAUUUAUUUUUUCUAUUCUCAUGCACCUUGCCACCUCUGUUACUACGAACAAUUUAAUUAUUUCAGAGACAAACCUUGCAUAAAGGUAUUAUUUUUCAGAUACGGCAUUUUUUUCGAAAUAAAACCGAAAGGUUCGCAUAGUGAUUGAAUUUGUCUUAAUCUUCCUUAAACAGAUUACGAUUACGUAUUUAACGCCGAAUGUUGUUUCUGUGCAUUACUUAGUUCGAAUCUACAUGUUAAUUUAGAUAUUAUUAUCUGGUAAGAUAUAACAGCAUUCUUCUUGGACCAUUUGUUUUAGAACGAGGAAGAAAGAACGCAGACUGUAUCCCGAGGAACUCAAGUCUCAAUGGGAAUGGUAAGUUAAGACUAUUUUUGUGAGUUUUGUUUGUAUUUAUUGAAUGACUUUGGGUUGGCGAUUACGGCUAUGGGUAAUCUUCUCGGUAAACCGUCGGACAACGCCGUAUCUUUCAGGUCUUUUGGCGAGCUUCCUAUCCUUUUACACCGAGUCAUUUAUUCCAUUUGAACACUGUAUUACGAACAGACCGUAAACAGAAACGAAAUUAACCCCAUGGUUUAAAUUUACCCCUGUUAGGCAAUUGACAAAAUGUUGGCUAAUUUCUCCCCAUAGGUGCCUUUGUAGUCCUCUCCGUCAAAUCCAGGGUGCUCAACCUUUAGUUUUGUGAAAGUAACAAGGGAAAAGCAUCUUAUGCUGCACCCUGUGUGAAAGAGGUUUCGUUUUCUUUUGACUUUUUGAAAAGAAAUGAAUGGACAGAAACUUCUCUAUAGGAAGAUAAUCGGGAGAAAAAUCUAUAUCUGCAAUAGUGCGUCUAUUAAUUUGGUGCUCUUUCCUUUGUUUACCCCGUAAAAUUUUUGUAGAUACUCAGUCGGGCUGCGGUUCCAAGUAGCCAGGCAGAGACACGUGUUCCAGUUUCCACAGACGGACAGACUAUGCUGUACAGUUCCCCGGAUGGACCAGUGAUUGUCAGUGUCUGUGGACAACAGGUAAACAGUGCACCGCCGAGUGCUGGGUCUUCUCAAACCAAUAAAGGGUGCAAUAUCACUCCUCAAGAGGCAGUAUCAGUAUCCGUUGCAAUGCGUUCAGUUCAGGACAAUUACCCAUACCCUCAAAUCCUGAAUGUCUGCUCUGUUAUAAGCUCUGAGUCACAGUCGGUUUUUCAUCAUGCACCUCAACAAUUUUCUAGUAAGGAUUCGUUUGUCCUUCCGGAACAUCGGUUUAUGGAUAGUAGGUCAGGCCAUAGGUCAGGCUGUAAUGGAAACGAGACCACUCAUAUGAGAGCUACAAAUGUCCACAUGCCCAAACCCGGAGCCGCGUUAAAUUUGUCUUCGAAUACUUCUGGGACAGGAAGACAACAGAGGCUUGUUUCAAGUUACACACCUUUUCUUGCAAAUCAAAAAGAGGCUCAGUCAGUUCAUCGCAUCGCCACUGUUCACCCUCAGCAAAUAUUUCCUGCCCCAGAGACUACACUACAUACUGUUUCCCAGCAAAACACCCCCAUGACACAAAUUCAACAAAAUGCGCUGCUGCCUACUAAUCAGGGGGAAGCAAAAGCUGAUCCAGCACGGCCUGAUUCAUUCAGUAAAAGCCGAGAUAUUAGAAGUGUCGCAAGCCUUGCUCCUCAAGGCCAGCAAGCUGUGGCCGAUGCAAAGAACGAUCAUCCUAAAGGAUGCGACAAACGGCUGAAGAACAUCCCAUCUACAAAGUGUCCUCCUUCUGGUUAUCGUAUUAGAGAAUUUCACGAACUUCUUCCGCAUUCGUACCCUAAUGUAAGACGCUAUCAUUGGGAAGAAACGCCUUUUUAUAGAGCUACAUCCUGUUUACGUGGGGAAACUGCUCAAGCUAGCAGGCAACAGACCAGUCAGAUCGAAAGGCCAUUGCGUGAAUGCGUUUGUUGCCCUCCAGAUACCAGUCAGCAAAACACAAGACAAGGGCAAGCUAACGUAUUUCAACCGCAUGUGCAACAACAGGAAAGGCCAGAUUUACCUAGGGUAAAUGCGCAAAGAGUUGGGACAAACGCACAUUUUUCUCUCCAGCCUCAAUCAUUGCAGCAAGGACUACCAACCACAUCCCCUUCAAACAAUUCUCAGCUCAGUCGUUUUUUAGGACCAACUGCUGAAGGUUUGGCUAGACCAAGCCACCUUUCUUCUGCCAACACCAUACCGGUUGCUCCGUUAAGUGCCCAGAAUGGGCUACCGAUUCAGUUACAAGAAGCACCAAACGGGUCGUCUCAAACAUACUUGCGUUCACUGCCAACGCAUCCGGAAAAGCAUCUUCACUCAAAUCAUCCGCGGUUCCCGUUUCAUCGACAGAAACAUGCAAUGCUAUCUGGUGGUCCACAUACGGAGGCUUAUUGGCAGGUAAGAGGGAACGAAAAACAACUAUAUCAUGGUGCCAACAUGCAGAUAGUGCCUGGAGGAGGUGAUGGUAAUUUAAGAAAUUAUUACUUACACAGCCAACGACAGCAACCACAGCAGCAAAACGUGGCACAGUUACAUUUACAACAACAACACCUACAUCAAAAAGAACACGAGACACAGCAGUUACAGCAACACCAUCAACAACAACAAGGACGACAACAGCAACAACUUACCUUAGAACAACUGCAACAACAACAACAACAACAACAACGUUUUUUGAUAAAUCUACAAUGGCGACAACAGCAACAUCAACCCCAACAUCGACCACAACAACCAGUUGAACAACGCCACUGCUACCACCAAAAACAGCCACAUCGACAGCAGCAACAACACCAGCUAAUAAAACGGCGAGAGCAACAGUGGCAACAACAACAACCACAAAGUUCUCAGCAGCAGGUACGAGUAAAUCGCUAUCAACUUCAGCAUGAGGAACAAAAGCAGCAGCAGCAGCAACAACAACAACAACAGCAACAGCCACCUUCAUGGUUGGUGCAUUACCAGCAGAGAGCAGAAUAUCUACAACCCCCAACCUCUUCUUAUCAGGUGGCACAAACCAGAGUAUGCUCUCAGCCACCACCAACUACCAAAUCACAAUGGCCGCAGGGUUUUCAUUUAUUCGUACCCCCUGCACCUUCUCAAGAAACGUCCAUUCCUAGGGAGUCAUUUUGCUCUACAAGUAGUAAUGGAUCAGCAGUGGUUCAAGUUGGCUCUCAAGCAUCAUUGACGCAAAUAAAACAUGCCCGUAUGGGAUCGGAUUUGUCUUGGCAAGGAGCAAGAGAUAUGACUGGUAUCCAGAAUGGAAAUGGCAUAAAUAUUGGACGAAACCAGAGCAACUUGGCGAAUCCACUUCAAACAUCGCACCAGCAGGUCGGGGUUUCUGGCAAAAACUUUACCGAGUUUUCAGCAAAUGCACCACACACUUUGCAGACGGUGGUUUGUCAAGCAGGAAACAUCAGCAGUCAACCCCCGCCUGACGAUACCACGUGUGGAAGCAUUACAACAACACCUUAUGCAAAUAUUCCGUGUAGUUCAUCCGUGGGCUCGACGUUAAAGGCAUCUACCGUAUAUUCUGUGAGCGGUCCUUCAAGGCCUUCAUCUUCACUGGAUGAAACAAAUAGUCGGCCAAUUGUCAGCUCUGUAUGUCGUGAACGGCAGGAAAAUCGUACUUUUGUCAUGCCCACAUCCCAUUCAGGUGGAUCGGUACCAGCCAAAACGUCACCGUUAGAAAGUGAGGGGGAAGUUGAUUUGUCAAUUAACAGUAGAGUGACUAAGAAAGACAUUAUGUUGAAUAGACCUAUUUUUCAGAGUAUUGAAGACACCCCUCCACCUUUACCUGCAGAAUCCGAGCGAAAAAGUCCAUUUACUGACAUAAACAGUACGGGCCAUUCAGAAACCAAACCCGUCGCAGAUGAAGGGAAAGAACUCUUUGAAACAUGCUCUGUUGAACCAAGCAAAGAGACUGAGCCAUGUUCUGUUACGCAAAAAGAGCUUCAGACAGAUCUCGAUACACCUGGGCGACAACCAAACCGAGAGGGUAAACCCUCUCAGUCCGAAAUGCUGCAGGCACCUUGUUUGAUUAAGCCUAUUCUUACUGUCCAGGAAAGUGAUAACGGUAUCGUUUUAUCGUGGGAUUUACAAAAUAGAGAAAAUGAAUCCAAGGUGAAAAAGUAUGAGUUGUUUGCCAUGUCAUCCUCUACUGAAACUACUUCGUCGAACUGCUGGGACCUCCUUGGUCUUGUAGACGCUCUUGAUCUUCCAAUGGCGUGUACCUUAAAUCAGUUUUUGCCCGGCGCUUCUUAUUCCUUUACCGUUCGUGCUCUUACAUUAGAUGAUCGCUGUGGAAUGUUUAGUGAUCCUUGUUCGGUUACAUUUAAUGGAUCACUACUGACAGUGACUGAGAAAAAGUAG
Molecule: messenger RNA, 7157 nt
Organism: Porites evermanni
Lineage: Eukaryota; Metazoa; Cnidaria; Anthozoa; Scleractinia; Poritidae
Source: the annotation of a GenBank genome assembly